Molecule: messenger RNA, 2518 nt
Organism: Marchantia polymorpha subsp. ruderalis
Lineage: Eukaryota; Viridiplantae; Streptophyta; Marchantiopsida; Marchantiales; Marchantiaceae
Source: the annotation of a GenBank genome assembly
GAAGCCCGCGACGCGUGCUUCCCCGAGCUCGGCCUCAGCCAGGCCUCCGGCUUGUCGGGAGCCAUUCGCCCGUCGCCAGUCGUUCCUUCUUGCUCGUUGUAUGGCUUCCAUGUCGUGAAUUCGCGUGUCCCGGGCGUCGAAUUGGAGCCUCGCAGGGUGUCAGCGGCAUUGCAGUCCUUUGCCUUCGGGCCCAGACGAGCGAGACGGAAGGGCUGCCCUUAAAUAGCGGAUCUUCGUCGGCAAUUCUCGUACUCUCGCGAGCUCUGUCAUGAUCCCACGAUUCUGCUUGAGUGCGGAGCACCGGGCUCAUUCCAAGAAGCCUGUAGCGGUGGGAAUCAAUUGAAUUGGAAUCCAGACUCCGUAGUUGGGUUCAAUAGCAGAGCUCGUCAGGGGCGCAUACUGGGAAGGUCUCGGGUGAGGGUGAGUGGUGGGGGAGAUUAAGGAUAAGCUUGUUCGCGGAGGCGGAGGAGAGGAGGAAGGGGAGUAGAUUGAAGAUGAGUAUAGUGAUGGCAAAUUGGUUUGCUCCUCCUAGUGCCGGCUUGAGUCUGGGGACUUACUUGCCUUCUGUGAUGCCUAUCGAGUGCGGAGGGAGCAGAAAGGUUGCAGAGCGCGUAAUGACGAAGCUCCAGAGAACUCGCGAGGACCCGCGUGCUGUUGGAGGGGCUCUGAGAAGACUGAACAACCAUUCGAAGAUGAUGCAGAUUCAAAUCUUAGAGCAUCUUGUCGAUGAGCAGGACUGGCAGCUGGCCCUCCCGAUGUACAAGUCCUUGAGGGAAAAGGAGUGGUUCCAGUGGAAUCCGAGUCUGCAUGCGAAGAUGGUAGCCUUGCUUGCAACAGCGCAACAAUCUCAAGAAAUGGAGAGUCUGAUACUGGAAACACCAGAAAACUUGACAGUCAGGGACAGAUUGAACUUGCAGGUAUCUCUAAUAGAAAACUUUGGGAAGCGUGGUCUCCUCGACCAUGCCCUGGUCAUCUUUCAAGAACUUCAGUUUCUUCCAUUCCCAAGUGCCGGACACUCGAGUUAUCGAGCAUUGGUUCGGGCUUACGUACACGCAGGAUUACCUCAUGAAGCCCACGUAUUCCUGUCGGAGAUGAAAAGGGAGGGGUUCAAAGCGUCGUUGGAUGAUUACAAGACGCUGCUGUAUGCCUACGGAAGAGACGGAUAUCUUGCAGAAAUGGAAAAGAUAGUGGAGGAGAUCAGCACUUCGGGCCUGAAAAUGGAUAAGACAGGUUACAACAUGAUGCUAUCUGCUUACGGCCAAGCCAGGAAGUUCGAUUUAGUUCUCGAAACCCUCGAGAAAAUGAGAAGAAUGAACAUCUCUUGCUCUGUCAACUCGCGAAAUGCCAUCAGCAAGUCAUGUCCCAGCAUAAGCUCCCUCUUCGCCGAGCUGGAAGCUAUGCCGGCCAACUCUGCAUCUUUGUGCAGUGAGCUGGAACUUCGGGAGGUUUCCGGAGGAGAACUGGCGGUUAUAAAAGAAUUACUUAUCCUCGGAGUACCUGCGGAUUGCGUCAAAUACUCGGAGGAUGCCUGGGAGCUGGAUUUGCAUCACAUGUUCAUGGGAACUGCCAACAUUGCUCUGUUUCUCUGGCUCCAGCAACUUAAAGCGAGGUGCAUGGGAGGUGUGAAGUUCCCUGUGGAGGUGAGGGUCGUAACUGGAUGGGGGAAGCACAGCGACGUCGAAGGCAAAUCUGUUGUCAAGCAAAACGUCGCAGAAUUUUUAGAAAGGUUAAAGUCGCCAUUCAGAGUUGACAGCCAGAACCGAGGAGUAAUGACUGCCCGUGGAAGUUCCCUGCAAGCUUGGCUGAAUGCUCUCUUUCAGUCAUGAUUUCGGCGACAUAUGGGCUCACUGACUGAAGUCAUUGCCAUCGCGGAAUCUCGAAUAGCCUUUAUUAGAGAUACCUGCAAGUUCGGUCUGUCCCUUUCUGUUAAGUUUUCCGCUGCCUUCCAAGUCUUCUGCUGUCAAAAGCCGUCAGUGCUUGGCAUUGCCGGUGGAACACUCUUUCUCAGCCGCGACGUUCAAUUCCUCUGCAGCGUGUUUUGCACACGAGCUGCCACACCUACCUCCACAAACCAAAGCAAAGCCAUCAUGUGUAGAAUAGUAAGGCCAAGUGUAAAUAGGUUCUCUCAUCCAAAGUUUGUGCAGUAAUUCAAGUCACGUGUAAAUACUUCAUUCGAGUCUAGUUCGCAGGAAGCUAUGGUACCUUACUGUAGGUUAGUGAAAGACCUUGAUUUUAGACUCCCAUUGCUACCCUUCCCGGAGGCUUUCGUUUAUAUUUAAGAACAAAGCAGACCGAAGGUUCGGAGAUGUACAUGUACAUCACCUGUACGUACUUCUUCAGGAGGCACCACCGUCUGCCUUGACUAGAACUCAGGUAGGGUCAGUGUUGCAAACUAUGUUUGCCACUCGUACUCGUUCCAUCUUGCAAAGCUUUAGUAUCAGGCCUGCUUGGAUGUUGAUGUAGAUCAUAUUUUUCUUGCUGAUUAGCAGGGCUUGUAAAAUAGCGACCAAAGCAAUUC